This is a messenger RNA of Notolabrus celidotus (New Zealand spotty), 1796 nucleotides long. RefSeq names its product ADP-ribosylhydrolase like 1 (gene adprhl1). NCBI's taxonomy places the organism in Eukaryota, Metazoa, Chordata, Actinopteri, Labriformes, Labridae. Gene Ontology annotation, biological process: protein de-ADP-ribosylation. Gene Ontology annotation, molecular function: magnesium ion binding; ADP-ribosylarginine-[protein] hydrolase activity. The record is from RefSeq and is a predicted model, not a curated record. The coding region runs from base 199 to 1275 and encodes 358 amino acids. The transcript has 7 exons.
AUGAGACUCUGAGAGGGUGGGAAGGUGGUGAGGAGACGUCUGUGGUGAAUCUACAUCCAGCAGGAAUUUACAAAUUUGUUUGUUUUGAAGAAGAGUUUGUUGUCAUGUCUGUCAGCGCAAGCUUGUGAAGAUCAACCACAACAUCGUCCUAAUUCCAGGAGAGGAGCGAGUGAAGCGACGUGAGCUGACCCCGAUAUCAUGGAGAAAUUCAAAGCGGCCAUGGUUCUGGGUGCCGCUGGGGAUGCCCUGGGCUACAGAAAGGGUCGCUGGGAGAGAUGCAUCUCCGGGAAGAAGAUCCAAGAGGAGUUGGCCUCUCUGGGGGGACUGGGGGCCCUGAAACUGGACCCUGAUAACUGGCCCUUGAGUGAUGCGACUCUGAUGCACAUGACCACAGCUGAAGCGCUUGUUACAGAUUACUGGUGUCUUGAGGACCUGUACAGGGAGCUGGUGCGUCUCUACGUUGAAGCCAUGGUGUCUCUCCAGGGCAGAGCUCCGGAUCCGACCACAGUUGAGGGCUGUGUUCACCUCAAACCUCACAACUUCCUGCUCGCCUGGCACACACCGUUUAAUGAAAAAGGGUCAGGCUUCGGGGCAGCAGCCAAGGCCAUGUGUGUGGGUAUGAGAUACUGGCAGCCCGAGAGACUGGACAACCUGGUGGAGGUCAGCAUUGAGAUCGGCAGAAUGACCCACAACCAUCCAACAGGCUUCCUCGGCUCCCUGGCAUCAGCACUGUUUGCAUCCUAUGCCAUCCAGGGGAAACCUGUGGUGACCUGGGGCCGCGAGCUAAUGAAGGUCAUCCCUCGCGCUGAGGAGUACUGCAAGAAGACCAUACGACACAUGUCAGAAUAUCAAGAAAACUGGUUCUACUUUGAGGCCAAGUGGCAGUUUUACCUUGAAGAGAGAGGGAUUGAAAAGGAAGGAGAGAACAAAGCUUCAUUCCCUGAUUUGUAUGAUGCUGAGGAAACAGACAAGAUGUACAAACGCUGGAGCUCAGAGGGCCGUGCAGGCCGCAGAGGUCAUGACUGUCCUAUGAUCGCCUACGAUGCCCUUCUAGCUGCGGGCAGUGACUGGGCUGAGCUGUGUAAACGAGCCAUGUUCCACGGAGGUGAGAGUGAAGCCACAGGCCUGAUCGCUGGCUGUCUCUAUGGUCUCAUGCACGGCCUGAACCAGGUCCCCCAAAGCCUGCACCAGGAUUUGGAUAAAAGAGAGCGCCUGGAGGAGCUGGCUGGAGCGCUUUACAAAGCAGCGUCUACAGAGAAGUGCAUAGACAAGUAAUUAUGCUCUUCACUGGCCUGAACCCUGCUGGCUGCACAGAGGAACUGCACAUGACCCUAAAACUGCCUGCCUUUGUCCUACACUACCCUCAGUCCUUCUUCUAUACACUUAUAAACUGAUUCAGCUUAAUGCCUCAGCUGGCAGCUGCAAACAUACUUCUAUAACUGCAAGUAUUUACCUGAGGCAGCUGUGCUCGUUUUAAGUCCUCUGACAGGCUCAAACUGUUUUCAAAUGUCUGACAACAUCACAAAGAGCUUACAUACUGAGAUAGGAUUUCUCAAAUUUAACAAUCAACAGAGAACUUCCUUCUCUGAAAUCCUCUUUAUAGAACUAACCUGUAUUAACAUGAAGCUCAUUGUGAUGUUGGAAAACAUUAUGCAAACUUAAAAAGAGCUGUUCUGAGUUUAAGACAAAUUUCUCUUCACAGAAAUUGUCGUAUUAUUUAAUCUGGAUUUAUAUUCUAGUGCAUGCAACAUGUUUUGAAAACUGUAAUGAUUUUAACUUGUAUGCAUUAAAUUACU